Messenger RNA from Tilletiaria anomala UBC 951, 432 nucleotides. RefSeq lists its product as uncharacterized. The transcript has a single exon. The coding region runs from base 147 to 392 and encodes 81 amino acids. NCBI's taxonomy places the organism in Eukaryota, Fungi, Basidiomycota, Exobasidiomycetes, Georgefischeriales, Tilletiariaceae. The record is from RefSeq and is a predicted model, not a curated record.
GCAAUAUUUUGGGACAGCAAAUUUCAAUCUGAUCACCAACUCACUGCAUCAAAAAGGCUCCGAGCUUAUCGUGCCAACCUUUGCAGUGUUCAGCACGAUCGCCAGCGUCUGUCAUAUCACCGCAGCAGACCUGAACGACUUGAAUUAUGUGGAUGGUUCGAUCGCUCCCAAUCAAGUGUUCUUCCACUUGCAUCUUUGCUCCUUGCAAGCGUCGAGCUGUCCUUUUGACGUACAUCGCAAGCAUCUCGGAUUUCCCCCCGCCAUUCGAUGUUUGCAUGGCGAUGUCAUUAUCAUUAUCGAAUAAGCACGACCGCAGUGAUGUACACUUUCUGAAAGCUCAACAAUUCUGCGUGAUAGUACGUGUGGGUGUGAUGGAAAACCUAGAGCGAUAGAGUCGUCAAAGAAUACCAUCUUCGAGGACGGGCGCGGGCC